Beta vulgaris subsp. vulgaris (sugar beet) is the source of this 5050-nucleotide messenger RNA. RefSeq names its product pleiotropic drug resistance protein 1. Bases 565 to 4881 code for a protein of 1438 amino acids. The record is from RefSeq and is a predicted model, not a curated record. Lineage: Eukaryota; Viridiplantae; Streptophyta; Magnoliopsida; Caryophyllales; Amaranthaceae. Gene Ontology annotation, cellular component: membrane. The transcript is spliced from 22 exons. Gene Ontology annotation, molecular function: ABC-type transporter activity; ATP hydrolysis activity; ATP binding.
AUAAACAAAAAAUAGAAUUAUUCCAUGGUCUUCACAAUCUUUUAACUCAUUUGUGGCCUAAAAAAAUGAUAGUUUUCUGCCAUUUUAGAAUUGUCAAGUCAAAUAUGACGAAUUUUAUUAUAUAAAUGAUAAAUCAUUCCUUUCAAUUUCAUUAACAUCAUACUUUUUCCUCCUUCUUGCUGUAAACUCAACAAAAAAAAACCCCAAAAUAUCUCUAUUGAAAUCCUCAAACCCACCACAUUUCGUAUAAAACUCACAAUUUCUGUACAACAGAAACACUUCAACUUUAGUAUAGCUCAAAAAUCAAGUGAGCAGAGCUUAUUUUUUCUGGGUAUUCAUCAUAUUACAAAAAAAUCCAAUCUUUUUCUUGAUUUUAUAGAGCAAAAAAAUUCUGGGUUUAUCCCAAAAUUGAGUGAACAAACCUUAUUAUACAUUAAAACAAAGCAACUUUUUUCUGGGUAAUGAUCAAAUUUCAACAACAAAAAAAACCCAUUUCUUUUUUCUUGAUUUAUUAGAGAGAAAAAAACCCAUUUCUUUUUUCUGGUUUUUUUUUUUUUUUAAGAAAUGGAGAAUAGUAGUGCAGCAGAAUUAUACAGAGUAGCAAGUGUUGGUUUAGGGAGAAAUUCAUCAAGUGUAUGGAGAAAUAGUGGAAGAGAAGUAUUUUCAACAUCAACUCGUGAUGAAGAUGAUGAAGAAGCACUUAAAUGGGCUGCACUUGAGAAAUUACCCACUUAUAAUCGGGUUAGAAAAGGUAUAUUAACUGAUAUUGGGGGCCCAGCAAGAGAAAUUGAUGUUGAUAAACUUGGUUUUGAAGAUAAAAAAGAGCUUUUACAAAGACUUGUUAAAACUGCUGAGGAAGAUAAUGAGAAGUUCUUGCUUAAGCUCAGACAACGUAUUGAUAGGGUUGGUAUUGAAAUCCCAACAAUUGAGGUAAGGUAUGAGCAUUUGAAUGUUGAAGCACAAGUUUUAGUGGGAAGCAGAGGUUUACCAUCUGUAUUGAACUUCUUCACCAAUACAAUUGAGGGUAUCUUGAAUCUUCUCCACAUUGUUCCAGAUAGGAGAAAACCGUUUACAAUCCUUCAUGAUGUCAAUGGAGUUAUCAAGCCUGGCAGGUUGACAUUACUUUUAGGCCCUCCUGGCUCAGGAAAGACUACGUUGCUGCUGGCAUUGGCUGGUAAGCUUGCCAAAGAUCUUAAGUUUUCAGGAAGUGUCACAUACAAUGGACACACGAUGAAUGAGUUUGUUCCGCAAAGGAGCUCAGCAUAUAUAAGCCAACAUGAUCUUCACAUUGGAGAGAUGACAGUUAGAGAAACUUUAGCCUUCUCAGCAAGGGUUCAAGGGGUUGGAACGAAUUACGAUAUGCUGGUGGAAUUGUCAAGAAGAGAGAAGGAAGCCAAUAUUAAGCCUGAUGCUGAUAUUGAUGUUUACAUGAAGGCAGCAGCAAUGGAGGGACAGGACGCCAGUGUAGUUACUGAGUACAUUCUUAAGAUUUUAGGACUUGAUAUAUGUGCUGAUACAAUGGUUGGGAAUGAAAUGAUAAGGGGUAUUUCAGGAGGACAAAGAAAGCGACUUACUACUGGAGAAAUGCUGGUUGGCCCAUCAAAAGCACUUUUUAUGGAUGAAAUAUCAACUGGUUUGGACAGCUCUACAACAUAUCAGAUUGUCAACUCAAUCAGGCAAUCCAUCCAUAUUCUAAAAGGAACCGCUCUAAUUUCUCUCCUACAACCUGCUCCUGAGACAUAUGACCUCUUUGACGAUAUAAUACUUGUUGCUGAUGGACAAAUCGUGUAUCAAGGUCCUAGAGAACAUGUGCUUGAGUUCUUUGAAUACAUGGGCUUCAAAUGUCCUGAAAGAAAGGGAGCUGCUGACUUUUUACAAGAAGUAACAUCAACGAAAGAUCAGGAACAGUAUUGGUGCCGUGAGAAUGAGCCUUAUACCUUUGUUACUGUUAAGGAGUUUGCAGAAGCUUUUCAAUCAUUUCAUGUCGGCAGGAAACUUGCUAGUGAGCUUUCGGUUCCAUUUGACAAGUCGAAAAGCCAUCCUGCAGCCUUGACAACAGGAACAUAUGGUCUUGGUAAAAGAGAGUUGUUUAAAGCAUGCAUGUCUAGAGAAGCAUUGCUGAUGAAAAGAAACCAAUUUGUCUAUAUUUUUAAGGCCUUUCAACUCAUUCUGACCGCACUUGUGACCUCGACAUUGUUUUUGAGAUCUCAUAUGCAUAAGAGAGAUGUACAAGAUGGGAAUAUCUACAUGGGUGCACUUUUCUUUGCUCAAAUUCAGAUCCUAUUCAAUGGGUUUGCUGAGAUGGCAUUAGCAAUCGCAAAGCUUCCCGUCUUCUAUAAGCAAAGAGACUUGCGGUUUUACCCUGCUUGGGCAUAUGCCAUACCUUCAUGGAUUCUUAAAAUACCAAUAGCUAUUAUAGAAACAGCCAUUUGGGUGAUAUUAACUUACUAUAUCAUUGGCUAUGACUCCAAUGCGGGAAGGUUCUUUAAACAUUAUUUCGUGCUCUUAGCUGUUCACCAGAUGGCUUCUGCGCUGUUUCGACUUAACGCAGGACUUGGAAGAAAUAUGAUUUUGGCCAACACAUUUGGCACCGGUGCUCUGGUUACACUUAUUGUGCUGGGUGGAUUCAUUAUAUCUCGUCAUAACGUGAAGAAAUGGUGGAUAUGGGGCUACUGGAUCUCUCCACUGCAGUACGGGCAAAAUGCACUAUCUGUUAAUGAAUUCCUUGGACAUAGUUGGAGCAAUCUUUCUUUAGGACGUAUUGUCUUGGACUCUCGUGGGGUGUUUACGCAUUCAUAUUGGUAUUGGAUUGGACUUGGAGCGUUGGUGGGAUACGUUUUUCUGUUGAAUCUGUUCUAUACAUGGACUUUAACAUAUUUAAACCCACUUGGAAAACCUCAGGCCAUGUUAUCUGAAGAAGAUUUGAAAUUCAAAGAAGCUAACCUAACUGGUCAAGCUAUUGAGUUGUCAUCCAGCAGAAAGAGAUCCUCUCGUUCUCAAAGGAGAGUAGAUAUUCAAGAGCAAGCUAAUGGAAACUCGAAUAGGGGGAUGGUUCUGCCUUUUGAACGCCUUUCUGUUACUUUUGAUGAAAUUAGUUACUCAGUAGACAUGCCUCCGGCAAUGAAAGCUCAAGGUGUCACUGAGGACCGACUAACACUUCUAAAGGGUGUCAGUGGUGCUUUCAGGCCAGGAGUGUUGACAGCACUUAUGGGUGUUAGUGGUGCAGGAAAGACUACCCUAAUGGAUGUGUUAGCAGGGAGGAAAACUGGUGGAUAUAUCGAUGGAGAUGUCAGAAUAUCGGGUUACCCCAAGAAGCAAGAAACCUUUGCUCGAGUUUCUGGAUACUGUGAGCAGGCUGAUAUUCACUCUCCUCAUCUGACUGUUUAUGAGUCCUUAAUCUUUUCUGCUUGGCUUCGGUUGUCAUCCGAUGUUGAUGCAGAAACAAGAAAGGUAUUCGUGGAGGAAGUCAUGGAACUUGUAGAAUUGCACACUUUAAGACACGCACUUGUAGGACUUCCGGGAGUUAAUGGUCUUUCAACUGAACAGAGAAAGAGACUAACAAUUGCUGUUGAACUUGUCGCCAACCCAUCUAUAAUCUUCAUGGAUGAGCCAACCUCGGGGCUUGAUGCCAGAGCUGCUGCCAUUGUUAUGCGGACCAUCAGAAACACAGUUAAUACAGGACGAACAGUGGUUUGCACAAUCCAUCAGCCUAGCAUUGACAUAUUCGAUGCUUUUGACGAGUUGCUACUGCUAAAACGAGGUGGACAGCAGAUAUAUUUUGGUCCAAUAGGUCGUCAUGGUAUUCAACUUAUCAAAUACUUUGAGGCAAUCGGUGGUGUUCAAAAGAUCAAAGAGGCCUAUAAUCCAGCAACUUGGAUGUUGGAGGUAACAUCAAUGGCCCAGGAAGCUGCACUUGGUGUUGAUUUUGCCCAAAUAUACAAGGAUUCCGAUCUCUACAGGAGAAGUAAAGCAUUGAUAACAGAACUUAGUGUACCAAUUGCAGCAUCAAAAGACCUGUACUUCCCUACUCAAUAUUCACAGCCUUCUGUUACUCAAUUUAUGGCUUGUUUGUGGAAACUGCAUUGUUCAUAUUGGCGAAACACUAUGUACACCGCAAUGAGGCUCCUCUUUGCAACUUUUGUGGGGGUCAUGUUUGGAUCCAUUUUCUGGAAGAUUGGGCAAAACAGAAGUACGCAGCAAGACCUUUUCAAUGCAAUGGGUUCUAUGUACACCGCAAUUCUUUUCCUCGGUAUUCAGAAUGCAUCAGGAGUUCAACCAGUGGUGUUUGUUGAAAGAACAGUAUUCUACCGAGAAAGAGCAGCAGGAAUGUAUGCGGCAUUGCCCUAUGCCUUUGCACAGGUUGUCAUUGAGCUUCCUUACACUUUCUGCCAAACGAUCUCCUAUGGGGCGAUAGUAUAUGCCAUGAUGGGGUUCCAGUGGACUUUAGCCAAGUUCUUUUGGUACAUUUUCUUCAUGUACUUUACCUUGCUCUACUUCACAUACUACGGCAUGAUGUGUGUUGGCCUAACCCCGAAUGAUAGUGUUUCCGCCAUCAUUUCCUCUGCCUUCUACGGAAUAUGGAAUCUUUUCUCCGGUUUCCUUAUCCCAAGACCAAGAAUGCCAGUAUGGUGGAGAUGGUACUACUGGGGAUGCCCCAUAGCGUGGAGCUUGUAUGGAAUGCUAGUCUCUCAAUUCGGUGAUUACGAAGAUCGACUCCUAGAUGUUGCUAAUGGACCAUCUGUGAGGGACUUUUUGCGUAGCUAUUUUGGUUACAGACACGAUUUCUUGGGACCUGUUGCGGGUGUAAUCCUAGGAAUAAACGUCCUAUUUGCUGUGGUUUAUGCCUAUUCUCUCAAGACCUUCAACUUUCAGAGAAGAUGAUGGAUGAGACAUAUUGAGCUAGAAUGCAUAUUGUUUUAUUUUAUAGAAAUGUUCAUAUAUGUUCUGAUUUCUGUUUGAAUAGAUACUAGCUUAUAGAAGUAAAAGUCUUUAGAUCUUAGUUCACUUUGUAUGAAGAACAUCCCUGUUUAAUGCAAAUUCUUUCUUGAAA